AUGCAUCGCGAUAAGACCCUCACCACCACGACGAGCGAUAGCCAUUCCGCGUCUAAGGCGUCUCCAAUGGUGCUGCUGCUACUCGCCGUCACGAUUCUGGCCACCACCUUCUCCUCCGCCACUGCCCAGAACAGUGGCUACAACUACCCAAAACCGACCACCACCACUUCGGCCCCGUUCACGGGUUACAACUACCCCAAACCAUCGAAACCCUUCAACGAAGGUUACACCUAUACGACACCAAAGUGUCCACUGGUACUGCCGAGCACCAGUACGAUCACGAGCACCUCGACGAUCGUCUCGACGACGGUCCGCACGGAAACGUUACCCCCGCUCACCCAAACACAGACCCAAACCUCCACUUCCUUCAUCACGCUACCACCGAUCGUGCAGAUCGAAACGUCCAGCGUCUUCAUUACGCUCACGUCGACCGAAAUCCAACCGACGACCGUUACCUCCCUCCUAACGACCACCUACUGCCAACCGAAUAGCUAUCUGCCACCACCACCGCCGCCUACGCCACCACCAAACACCUACCUUCCGGUCGAACCCCCGUCGAAGGAGUAUCUUCCGGCGGCCGAUGGAGCGCCAUCACGGCAACCGAACGAUGCCGUCAUCCGCACAUCGGUGGACCAGAUCCAGAGGACCACGGAGCAGGGUAACGGUGCCGGUACCGGUACCGGGACAUUCAUUUCCACCUUCGUCAGCCAGCAGCAGCCGCAACAACCGCAGCAGCAGCAGCCAGGACCGAUCAAGCGAGCUGCGCUCAGCUCGCCCAGGGACUCCUGGGAGCGUACGGAGUUGAACGAGGUAGCUGAUGGUGGCCAGCAGCCGGCCAUCAACAUCAUCUACCUGGAUCGCCAAUCCGGUGCCACGGCCAGAGGACAACCCUCGCCAGCGCUGAUGAACUGGUUGCUCUGCAAGUUUAACCUUUCUAGCGGUACGUGCAAUUCGGAUGCAACAAACUAG
Anopheles darlingi is the source of this 969-nucleotide messenger RNA. RefSeq lists its product as uncharacterized. The record is from RefSeq and is a predicted model, not a curated record. Bases 1 to 969 code for a protein of 322 amino acids. Lineage: Eukaryota; Metazoa; Arthropoda; Insecta; Diptera; Culicidae. The transcript is spliced from 2 exons.